UCGCCCGUGGACUACAUGAGCAUCACCAGCUUUCCCCGCUUGCCCGAGGAGGAGGCGGCGGCGGCGGCGGCGGCGGCGGGGGGGGGCAGCGUUAACGCGGCCGAGAGUUGCCUGCGCUCCAGGAAGGAGGAAGACGCGUUCCUGGGAGAGCAGGACACAGAUCCAGACUCCUUCUUAAAAUCAGCUCGCCUUCAGCGUCUGCCUUCAUCUUCCUCGGAAAUGGGCAGUCAGGACGUCUCACCACUUCGGGAGACCACCAAGGACCCAUUUUCUGGGGACUGCAGCUGUCGCCAGGACGGUCUGACCGUGAUCAUCACCGCCUGCCUAACGUUUGCUACAGGAGUCACUGUGGCCUUAAUCAUGCAGAUCUAUUUUGGUGACCCCCAGAUAUUCCAUCAGGGUGCCGUAGUCACUGAUGCUGCCCGCUGCACUGCCCUGGGGAUCGAGGUACUGAACAAGCAAGGCUCCUCAGUGGAUGCAGCCAUCACCUCCGCCUUAUGCUCAGGAAUUAUUAACCCCCACACAGCCGGCAUUGGCGGUGGAGGAGUAAUGCUGGUUCAUGACAUCAGGAAGAACGAGAGCCGGGUGAUUGAUUUCCGAGAGACCGCCCCCUUCAGCAUCCAAGAAGAGGGCCUUAGGAAGGCUUGGGAAACAAAGCUGGGUCUCUUGGUUGGGGUUCCAGGCAUGAUGAAAGGACUCCACGAAGCACAUCAGUCUUAUGGAAGACUGCCCUGGAGACAGCUGCUGGGCUUUGCUGCGGAUGUGGCUGAGGAUGGAUUCAAUGUCACACAUGACUUAGCUAUGGCAAUUGAAGAAGUGAGGCAACAGCACAAUUACUCCGAAAAAUUCAGAAACACCUUUCUUCCAGAUGGACAGCCUUUGUUGCCUGGUACGUUUAUGAAAAGACCAGACUUGGCUGCUCUUUUAAACUUGCUCGGGUCAAGAGGGGUCUCAGUUUUCUACAGUGGAAAUGUAACAGAAGAGAUCAUUUCUGAGGUUCGUAAUUUUGGUGGUAUCUUGUCAGAAGAAGACUUUAGUAACUACACUGUCUUGAUGGAAAGUCCAGUCCAUACAAUAUACCAAGGUCAUCUCGUUCUCAGCCCAUCCCCUCCACAUGUAGGCCCUGCACUGAUCACAGCUCUGAACAUCCUUGAAGGUUUCAAUAUCACCAGCCAGGUAGCCAGGGAAAAUAUUCUCCACUGGAUGGCAGAGACAUUAAAAAUAGUUCUGGCUCUGGCUAGCAGCUUGGGGGACCCUUUCUAUGAUGCAUCUGUCUCUCAUACUGCAGAAGAAAUGAUGGGACAAUCAACUGCAAACUUGCUACGCCAACUGAUUAAUGACUCCCAGUCUUCUGCCCCUGAUCAUCAUGUUCCACAUUUGUCCGUAGAAAGUGGUCCCUCUGCUAGCCAGGUCCUUGUUAUGGGACCUGAUGACUACAUUGUGGCAAUUGUAAGUUCCUUGAACCGGCCAUUCGGAAGUGGAAUUAUGACAUCUUCUGGAAUCCUUUUAAACAGUCAGAUGUUGGAUUUUUCUUGGGUGAAUAACACAGGGAACCAUUCCAUGGUCUCCUUGAGAAAUUUUAUUCAGCCUGGAAAGAGACCUUUGUCUUUCUUACUACCCACUGUUGUUCGGCCAUCAGAAGGGAUGUGUGGGACUUACCUUUGUCUAGGAGCCAAUGGUGGAGACAAAGCAUUGAGCAGCAUUACACAGGUUUUAGUAAAUGUUUUAACAUAUAACAAGAACCUGAGUGAGAGCCUUUCCUUAGGCCGACUUCAUCCUCAGCUUCAUUCUAAUGUCCUGGAGGUUGACAGUGAGUUUCCUGAAGAAGAUGUCAAGUACUUGAGAAGCCAGGGUCAAGAUGUGGAAAGAGUUGAGGUACUUUCCCUAGUUCAUGGAGCCAGAAGAACCAACAACUUCAUAAUUGGUGUGAAGGACCCAAGAAGUGUGGAUGCAGAAGGAGCCACAAUCUUAUAG
Messenger RNA from Gekko japonicus, 1974 nucleotides. It is a transcript of the gene GGT7, whose product is annotated as gamma-glutamyltransferase 7. Bases 16 to 1974 code for a protein of 652 amino acids. The transcript has 16 exons. Gene Ontology annotation, cellular component: plasma membrane. Gene Ontology annotation, molecular function: glutathione gamma-glutamate hydrolase. Lineage: Eukaryota; Metazoa; Chordata; Lepidosauria; Squamata; Gekkonidae. The record is from RefSeq and is a predicted model, not a curated record. Gene Ontology annotation, biological process: glutathione catabolic process.